Molecule: messenger RNA, 1705 nt
Organism: Drosophila busckii
Lineage: Eukaryota; Metazoa; Arthropoda; Insecta; Diptera; Drosophilidae
Gene: ZnT35C
Product: zinc transporter 2
Exons: 7
Coding region: 150-1511 (453 amino acids)
Biological process (GO): zinc ion transmembrane transport; response to zinc ion
Cellular component (GO): plasma membrane
Molecular function (GO): zinc ion transmembrane transporter activity
Source: RefSeq, a predicted model, not a curated record
UUGUUCUGCUCUUUUUUGUUUCUCACAAGUUUAAUUUUUUGUGUGUGCUUGCGCUUGUGUGCGCGCCGCGUUUGGAAAUAGAAUCGAACAUUUUGCGCAAUUUGUGUGUUAUUACCGGUAAUGCGCGCUAAUUGGCAGACGACACGGAAAUGGAAGUGAACGAAGCAGCAGCAGCAGCAACAGCUCAUGUUUAUCGACAAACGACGACGACAAUGACGAUGUCAAAGUCGCUGCCGCGUCUCGAGACAGUUCACCUGCCUGCCCACUAUGUUCGGGACCAUUGCCAUCGGGCGCGCAGCGAGGGCGUGGAUCUGAAGGCGCGACGUAAGCUGAUCAUUGCCAGCAUUUUAUGUUUGGUGUUCAUGAUAGCGGAGAUUGUGGGUGGCGUUCUAUCGAACAGCUUGGCCAUUGCAACAGAUGCCGCACACUUGCUUACGGACUUUGCCAGUUUUAUGAUCUCCCUGUUUGCCAUCUGGAUAGCCGGACGUCCAUCCACGCAACGCAUGUCCUUUGGCUGGUAUCGGGCGGAAGUGAUUGGCGCCAUGGCUUCCGUCUUUAUGAUCUGGGUCAUAACUGGCAUAUUGGUCUGGCUGGCGGUUGAACGUCUCAUUACUGGUGACUAUGAGGUGGACGCAAGGAUCAUGCUGAUCACAUCGGGCCUGGCAAUUUUGGUGAAUGUCAUCAUGGGCGUACAGCUGCAGCACGGCCACUCGCAUAGCUUGGGCGGUGGCGCAGGUGGGCAUGGUCACAGCCACGGCGACGCCAAGAAGAAAUCCAAGAAGCAAAAAAAACUUUCCACACAUGCGAAUGCCACCUCCACGCCCUGCUCCGCAUCGCCAACGAAGCGCAUUGAAGGCGGCGUUGCCUACGAUCCAGAGGAGGCCGAACUGCCUGCCGGCGGACUGCCCAGUUUCUCGUAUCAGAACGCCAAACUGGUGGAUCCGAACCUGGAUCUGGAAAUUGCUGCUGUGCUGGCGGAAACAGCGCCCGGCACUCACCACCACGGCGGACAGGCCGGUCGGGAGGCGGUUAACAUGAAUGUACGUGCCGCGUUUAUUCACGUAAUUGGCGAUGUUAUCCAGAGCGUGGGCGUCUUUCUGGCUGCCCUGGUGAUCUACUUUUGGCCCCAGUACGCCAUCGUGGAUCCCAUAUGCACCUUUAUCUUUUCUAUUAUUGUUUUGUUUACAACGUUUACGAUUAUGAAGGAUGCCUUGCUGGUACUGAUGGAGGGUACACCGAAUUAUAUGCAUUAUGCGGAGGUGCUGCAGAUAUUCCAGCGCAUUGAAGGCGUCGAGCGUGUUCACAAUUUGCGCAUCUGGGCACUGAGCAUUAAUAAAGUGGCGCUAUCUGCGCAUUUGGCCAUUGCUGCCAAUGCGAAUGCAAAGCAAAUACUGGACACGGCCACCUCAGCGGUUCAUCUGCGCUACAAUUUCUUCGAGACGACCAUUCAGAUUGAGGACUAUACCGCAACCAUGGAGAACUGCCUGCAGUGCAGCGUGCCGGAGAAGUGAGCCCUCCAUUUGGGAGCGAAAGGAGUUGCAUUAAAAAUCUUUAAAUUUAAAUUAAACACUUACAUACCCAACUGAAAUGUAUCUGUAUUUAUGAGAUAAGUUAAUCCAAUGUGGACGUGUGUGCAAACAAAUGUGUCGACUGUCUCCUCGGACAGGCGCGAUAGCAUUUGCCAAAUAUAAUUCCCGUCAUAUCA